This is a messenger RNA of Myxocyprinus asiaticus (Chinese sucker), 2116 nucleotides long. Its product is annotated as protein Dr1. Lineage: Eukaryota; Metazoa; Chordata; Actinopteri; Cypriniformes; Catostomidae. The record is from RefSeq and is a predicted model, not a curated record. Gene Ontology annotation, molecular function: general transcription initiation factor activity; core promoter sequence-specific DNA binding; protein heterodimerization activity. Bases 500 to 1030 code for a protein of 176 amino acids. Gene Ontology annotation, cellular component: negative cofactor 2 complex. The transcript is spliced from 3 exons. Gene Ontology annotation, biological process: RNA polymerase II preinitiation complex assembly; chromatin remodeling; positive regulation of transcription by RNA polymerase II.
GAACCGGAUAUCCUGAAAUGUUGCAUUGUGGGAUUCGUUUCGUUGAUCGCUAAUCGAGUGGGUGAAGUAAUGAAUUAAGAGCUUCGGACGCUUCUAAAUAUCCGUUCCGUGCUACAGGCGAACGCGCACGGCGCUUGUAAGACUAUCCAGACAGUGGGUUUGAUUGAGAAUGAAUGCUUGGAAUUAAACAUGUUUAUUAACGCUAACAGGAACAGCAGCAGCACUGAUGUGUGGAUGUGGAGACUCCGCGUAAACUAAUCAAGCAAAAGGUACCGUCUCCUUCCAUCCUCCUCUAUUACGCACACUCUCCCUGGCUUCAGUUCCACUUUAUAUUUACAAUUACGCAUUCUCUGUGACAGUGUUUUGGUGAAAGCCGGCCAAAUCAUCUGAAGCUCCACACAAAGCCGCUGCGGCAGGCGCUUUAUCAUCAUUAACCCGUUGAACCUCCUCGGCUUGUUUUGAUCCUCCUGAACUGAAGCGUCUCAGCAGCUCAUCACUCAUGGCAUCUUCAUCAGGGAACGACGAUGACCUGACGAUUCCGAGGGCGGCGAUCAAUAAAAUGAUCAAAGAAACGCUUCCCAAUGUGCGAGUGGCGAACGAUGCCAGAGAGCUGGUGGUGAACUGCUGCACAGAGUUCAUUCACCUCAUCUCAUCAGAAGCCAACGAGAUAUGUAAUAAAUCAGAGAAGAAGACUAUAUCUCCAGAGCAUGUCAUAAAUGCACUUGAAAGUCUAGGUUUUGGGUCAUAUAUCGCAGAGGUAAAAGACGUUCUGCAGGAGUGUAAAACGGUAGCACUUAAACGGAGGAAGGCCAGCUCUCGACUAGAGAACCUUGGCAUUCCGGAGGAGGAACUUCUCCGUCAACAGCAGGAAUUAUUUGCCAAGGCUAGGCAGCAGCAGGCUGAGUUAGCACAACAGGAGUGGUUACAGAUGCAGCAGGCUGCCCAACAGGCACAAUUAGCGGCAGCUUCAGCCAGUUCUGCUCAGCAGGCUGGAUCUUCCCAGGAUGAAGAUGAAGAGGAUGACAUGUAACUCCCAACAGGCUUUCCCUGUGGCACACAGAUAGAUUGACACAUAUAUAUAUAUAUAUAUAUAUAUAUAUACACACACACAAAUAAAUAUUUUACAGACAUGUAUGGUCUCCUACACAAUUUGCCCUCCUUAAACCCUAGCAGAGAGGGGACCUCUGCAGUGUUGUUUCCUAAACAAACUUUUAAAUCAAGCUCAUCAGUAUAAAUUCAUACUGAUGGUUUAGGAAUGCUCAUGGGUGCUCUUCUGUGAUUUGUUGCAAUGUUUGCCUCUAUUCACUUGUUAACUAGAAUUAUUAGGUCUUUUCUUUCACAUUUAUACCCGAGUUAUUUGAAGGCAGUUGUCAUGAGUUUCACCAUUUUGUAUGUGUGUGGUAAGGAUGUUAAGUCGUGUAAAGUGGCUGUGACGUGACGCGCACCACAUUGAUUGUCCUUGGUUAAGUUCAGGAGCCAGCGUUUUACCUCACUGCCUCCUGUUUUAGGUGACUUGCAUAUUUCUCGUAUUUUUGUUUGUAAAAUAGCUUAUAAAGACACAUUUUGGGGAAUCUUUUUUGGAAAGUGAUUUUUACAGCAGUUCAUCCCCGCUUCUGUAUUUCUCUAUGUUCUGCUGAGUGAGAUCUGAGAAAAUGUCCUUUGUAAUGUAGGAUGUUGCUUUUUGGUUCUUUUUUUGUUAGACGAUCAGGAUACAAUAUAUGUAGAUAGGCUUUUACCUGCCCUGUGCUCAGAACAGUAUUCCAAUGAAAAUAUUUACAUUUGCAGAACUAAUAUCUGACUCAUAGUACCAAAGAUAGAAGAAACUAUGAAACUUCAGUCAACUGAUAGUUUUCAGAAAUCUACAUAUGGUAUUUCCUCUCUGUUCGAAUUGAGUGCUUCAGUGCAGACCACACUGAAGUCUCUGUAAACCUAUUGGUGGCUACUCUCACUUUGUACAAUGUUUUGAUAGCAGAUUUUUCAAGGUGCAAUGUGUAAAAGUUGCAUUGUGAAUGUGUGAUUAAUUGUUAUCUCAUGACUGGUAAGGUGUAGUUGACAAGCAUAUUCACAUGCCUUUGCAAAAGCUGUAUUCUCUAAGCAAUAAAUUCAACCUGUUUUA